AUGGCAGUACCAAACACGUUUGACGGUGAAAUCGAUCUUGGUAUUAUUGGUGGUACAGGUCUGUACCAUCUUGAAUGCUUGGAGAAACUUGCAGAAUUACCACCAAUGGAGACACCAUGGGGUACUACAUCUUCACCAAUAGUUAUUUCUAAAGUUGCAGGUGAUAGUGGUCAUUUCCAUGUGGCAUUCAUUGCAAGACAUGGUAGACAUCAUCAAUAUCCUCCUUCAAAAGUUCCUUUCAGGGCUAAUAUGGCAUCAUUGAAACACUUGAAGUGCAAAGCAGUACUGUCGUUUAGCGCUGUUGGUUCGUUGCAAGAAAAAAUCAAACCAAGAGAUUUUGUAUUGCCUCAACAAAUUAUCGAUAGAACUAAAGGUAUCAGAAACUCUUCCUUUUUGAACGAUGAGGGCCUAGUCGGUCAUGUUGGAUUUGGUGACCCAUUUUCAUAUUCUUUUGCGCAAUAUAUAUAUCAAUUUAAACAUCUGUUGGCAAACAAUGAUGCGCCGGAUGAGCCAUGCAAUUUGCAUUUCGACAAGGAGACCACAGUGGUUUGCAUGGAAGGUCCGCAGUUCUCUACUCGUGCAGAAUCCAAAAUGUACAGAAUGUUUGGUGGUGAUGUCAUCAAUAUGAGUGUCAUUCCUGAAGCUAAACUGGCUCGUGAAUGUGAACUACCAUAUCAAAUGAUCUGUAUGUCAACAGAUUAUGAUGCUUGGAGAGAUGAAGAGGAACCCGUUACCGUCGAAACCGUCAUUGGAAAUUUGAGUAACAACGGUCAUAACGCAAAUUUACUAGCGUCCAAAGUUAUCGAAGAAAUGGCAAACGAAUUGCCUGAAUUCAUGAAAACUGGUGACGGUUUAAGAGGCUCAAUAAAAAUGUCAAUUUCUACAAAGCCACACGCAAUGUCGAAGGAAACUUUAGCAAAAUUAAAUUUCUUAUUUCCUGAUUUUUAA
This is a messenger RNA of Zygotorulaspora mrakii, 948 nucleotides long. RefSeq names its product S-methyl-5-thioadenosine phosphorylase (gene MEU1). Gene Ontology annotation, biological process: nucleoside metabolic process. The transcript has a single exon. Lineage: Eukaryota; Fungi; Ascomycota; Saccharomycetes; Saccharomycetales; Saccharomycetaceae. The coding region runs from base 1 to 948 and encodes 315 amino acids. The record is from RefSeq and is a predicted model, not a curated record. Gene Ontology annotation, cellular component: cytosol. Gene Ontology annotation, molecular function: S-methyl-5-thioadenosine phosphorylase activity.